Messenger RNA from Drosophila eugracilis, 1128 nucleotides. RefSeq lists its product as uncharacterized. Lineage: Eukaryota; Metazoa; Arthropoda; Insecta; Diptera; Drosophilidae. The transcript has 3 exons. Gene Ontology annotation, molecular function: RNA binding. The coding region runs from base 63 to 749 and encodes 228 amino acids. The record is from RefSeq and is a predicted model, not a curated record.
CUUAUGCUACUUCCACCCGCGCGUGUUGUGCUUUUCUGUUUUGCUUUUUUUUUAAAUUAUAAAUGGAUUUUGAUAGCUGUUUUCGCAUAUGUCAGGUUAAUGGCACAAUUUCUAUUACUACACGUAAAGUCCUUGACGAGGAUCUAAUAGCCUUGCUGGAGCAAAGGGAGGGUGAACUAUUUCUCACUGGAAUACCCAAAUACCAUCUUUGUACUCCGGAAAUGCUGGUGGAUCUGGCCAGCGAGCUGGGUGAAGUUUAUUCCCUUCGUUAUAAGAUCGAUUUUUCAGGACAAACGCGAGGUUAUGCCUACUUGCAAUACAUCAAUGCGCCUCUUAAGGAAGCGGCCCUAGAAUAUCUGCCCAUGCGAUUCAGCCAACUGGACCUCAAAAUCAAAGUGCUAUCAUCCAACAAUAACAGAGAGUUACUUCUUAAGCGGGUGCCGUUACUCAGUCCCUGGCAAGUUUACCAGGAGUUGAGAAAGAUAUAUCCUUUCACCAUCCUUCGUGUGUACGAGUACCAAUACGGCCAUUUUAUAUACAUCAUCGGAUACAGCAACAAUGACAUGGCCGCAAAAGCCCAUCAUUGCAUUAGGAGUAUGAUCAGGAAAUUCGGUCCGCGAGCGCACAUCUCCUGGCUGAACCGACAUCAUUUCUUGAGUGAAACACAAAAAUCUCACUGCUGUGAAAACUUUAAAGAGCAAGAUAAGCUUUUAGGUCCAGUCAAAACAUCUAGAUGUUUCAUAUAUUAAAAGGGCUUUGAGAGCUGACCAUUUCCUAAUACAGUGAGUUCGUCAAAUAACCAACAUGUAACCUAAUGGCACUACCACAGAGGAAAGAGCAGUACAAUUAUUGAAUACAUAAAAAUUUAUAUUUGUAUACAUUUUUUAAGUUUUCGAAACAAAGUGUAAACAUUUUUUUAUAAGAACUGCAACAAUCCUAUAAGAGAUUUUUCUUAUGGAGAUUGACUGGAUAAUAUGUAAUAUAUAUAUAGUGUUUUAUUAAUCUUAACGCCAAGAAAAUCUUAAUUUUUCAAUAAAAAGUAUUAAGCCCUAUCUCUUUAACAAAAGUGUGUUAAGCCAAUCCGCGGAAAUAUUUUUCUGUCUAUUCGAAUAGAACACAAACUUCAAA